AUGGCGCCUCGCCCUGCAGCAGCAACCGGCAUCGCCAAGACCACCGUUGCAGCACUGCUCGUGGUCGUCGUCGUGGCCUGCCAGCUGCCGCGCGCCACCGGCGGCGGCGUGACCACGACCCAGGCCUUCGACGGGACGGCGGCCCUGGGCCUGGAGCAGUGCGCGGCGGACGAGCAGGAGCUGGCCCGGGGGAACCCCAGGUACAUCAGCUACGCCGCGCUGCGGGCCGACGCGAUCCCGUGCGACAAGCGCGGGCAGUCCUACUACACCAACUGCGGGUCGAUGCAGCAGGCCAACCCCUACAGGCGCGGCUGCUCCGCCAUCACGCGCUGCGCCCGCAACAUGAACUGA
This is a messenger RNA of Aegilops tauschii subsp. strangulata, 351 nucleotides long. The record is from RefSeq and is a predicted model, not a curated record. Lineage: Eukaryota; Viridiplantae; Streptophyta; Magnoliopsida; Poales; Poaceae.